Molecule: messenger RNA, 2514 nt
Organism: Neocloeon triangulifer
Lineage: Eukaryota; Metazoa; Arthropoda; Insecta; Ephemeroptera; Baetidae
Product: transient receptor potential channel pyrexia-like
Exons: 3
Coding region: 469-2514 (681 amino acids)
Molecular function (GO): protein binding
Source: RefSeq, a predicted model, not a curated record
UAUUUAUGAUUUUAUUAUCAAGAUAUUGCAAAAAAUGGAUCAAUAUUAACAAUGUGGGACAAAAUCAUUACCCUUUCUUUGAGAAAAAAGAAAAGGCAAAAAAGCAAUUUUUAAGACGACCUGCUAGCUGCAUGCAUAGUGCAUAUGAUCAAAAUGUGUUUCAUUACGAAUCAUUACACCAAAAUAACCUGAAUGUUUUUUUAAUAGAACAAAACUCGCUUCACUCAACCCACUUAUUUAUUUUUUCUUUUUUGGGCGCAAGGCAAAAGUCUUAGUCUUUGAUUUUGGGUGCCACGUGCGUUUCCCCUUUUAAACCGCCUAACGCCAGAUUUUUAGCACACAUCCCUCUUCAGCCCACUGCCUCUCAAGCAGUGAAGUCGCAAUUGUUCAGAUUAAUUUCUUUUGCGGCAGGAGAGAAAUUUUAUUUUUCCUCCUUUAAAAAAGCACCAUUGAAUCAAAACUCUCACGAUGGCGGAAAAUUCCAAUGAACACAAUAAUCACCAUACAAAAAUUAAUAUGGAACAAUUAGAGAGUGACAGGGAAGUCGUUGGGAGUUAUCGAAGAAGGACAUGCUCGGCUAGUGAGGCCCCCAAAAGGGUUCGGAGAUAUCUUUCUUUUUACACGGCUGUGAAUAUUGCCAAAGGUGUCGCAAAUUUGGCUGAAUCAUCGGAAGAAGCGCCUAAAGAGCAGCCAGAUGAAGAUGUCAUUAAAUGUGACUGUGCUCGGGAAAGCUGCGGUAUCGAGGCAAGCAGACAUUUCAACCAAAUGGUAAAGGCGAUGACUGGAGACAAUAUUCCCCAAUCAACCAACAUCAACUGUGAGCACACCAAAGAAGUUUUCAAAAUGACCCAAGAUCCGGCCGGUUUCACUUUGCUUCAAUGCGCCACGAUUUUCCGUAACCUCCAAGUGAUGAAAUUUUUUUUGGAAACCUACAAGGACCUAAUCGACGUCAACCAAAAGGCGACGAAGAACCUGAUGGAGGUCACCGCCCUUCACCUGGCGGCGCAAGCCGACUUCCCCGAAGGAAUUCGCCUUCUUCUAAAAUAUGGCGCUUUAAUUGACAAAAUUAACGAAACGGGCUUCACUGCUUUGCACCACGCGGCACUGCACAAAAGCACCGAAGCGGCCAAGUGUCUCAUCGAAGCAGGGGCCUCGCUAAAACACACCGCCCCUGGGUUUUACAACUUCUCUGCGUUGUCGAUGGUGCUGCGAAAGACGCCAAAAGCAAUUGAUUCUAUUUAUAAAAAGUUGGACGAGUCCAUCACGGUCAAGGGCGGCGAAAAACCAGAAGGGGACGCUUUGCUUUCUGAGACGUACGAGGACACGAGCCGCAGGACGUUGAUUUUUAAUUUUUCAAAGUGGCAAGGCUCACCGAGGGAAACGGUCAGCUUUUCUCUUUUGCACGUUUUCGCCAAAGAACACAAUCUGGAGCACCCCUUGCUGAGAGCAAUGCUGGAAGCAAAUUGGGAGCGAGCUAAAAAUAUCUACUACGGCCGGAUUUUGUUUGGAAUGUUAUUUCUCGGGUUCAUCACCUCCUAUGUGUUGACGAAAGGCGACCCGUAUUGGCAAAUUUACGCGCUGCUCCUUUUCGCCUUUCUUGAUUUUGUUCGAAAAGCAGCCAGUCUCUAUUCCUACGCAAACAGCCCAACUGCCAACAGGCUAAGUUGGACUUUGCAGCAGUAUUUCCUAUCCUUUGACAACUAUUGCGAAAUCGUCUGUUAUUUCGGUGUUCUUUUAUUUUGGCUAAGCGACGACGUGAUUUUGAAAGAUCACGUAGGGCCGAUGAUUUUUUUGGCCGGUUGGUUUAAAUUCAUCGUAAUGAUUGGCGAGUUUCCGAUUUUCGGCCUCUACAUUGAUAUGUAUUACGACGUGGUCAAGUCUUUUGUGAAAUUGAUAUUUUCAUUUUCAAUUUAUUUGUUAGGCUUCAUCAUUUGCUUUUGCAUGUACUUCAACGGUGACACACACUUUUCUGCAUUUUACACUGCCCUGGUCAAAGUCGCAGCCAUGAUGGUCGGGGAACUCGAGUACGGGGAUCUGGCAAAAGCAAUUUCCGAGGGAACUUUAUCAAAAAAUGUCAGUAGCACAGGCGCCGUGACUGAAAUUCCAGGGUGGUACAGAGUGUUUCCCUUGACUUGUGUGCUGAUUUUCAUCGUGGCCGUUCCGAUCGUCCUAAUGAGUUUGUUACUCGGAAUUGUCGUCCAAGACGUUAAUGAUAUUAAGUGCAAUGCGCAAUCAUUCAAACUUGCAAGAAAAGCAGAACUGGUUGAAUAUUGCAUGGUCACCACAGGGUAUGUGUCUCGGUUUUGUAAAUUGUGUUGCUGCAGUACUAAAGCGUGGCUUGGUUUUAAACGUUCUUGCUCUCCGAAGUCUUAUGCUCCAAGCGAGGAGAAAAAUAAUGACAAAUAUGAAAUUGAAUACGCGUUAGAUGAUGAUGAACAGCCAUCCUAUUUGCACAAAGCAUACGAGAUUGCCACACAAAAAUGCAAAAAAGAAAGUUCUGAAGGUUUGAAUUAG